Zasmidium cellare ATCC 36951 is the source of this 1608-nucleotide messenger RNA. RefSeq lists its product as uncharacterized. Gene Ontology annotation, molecular function: transmembrane transporter activity. Lineage: Eukaryota; Fungi; Ascomycota; Dothideomycetes; Mycosphaerellales; Mycosphaerellaceae. The record is from RefSeq and is a predicted model, not a curated record. Gene Ontology annotation, biological process: transmembrane transport. Bases 1 to 1608 code for a protein of 535 amino acids. Gene Ontology annotation, cellular component: membrane. The transcript is spliced from 12 exons.
AUGGAUGACGACAAGAAGACCGCAACGGUCAGCGCAGAUGCUGUGCCUGACAUAGCAGUUGGACAUCAAGAACCACAGAAUGUGUCUUUCUGGACGAAGUUGGUUAGCCACAUUUGGGACUCAGACCAGCAUUUGAAGAGCCCGGAGGAACGAGCCCUUGUAAGAAAGCUGGACUUUGGCAUCCUGAUAUGUGCCACACUGGGCUGGGUGUUCACGAAAGACCAACGAGGAACCAAUGGCAAGCUCCCGCUCACCACAAUAUCUGCAGAUAUUGAUCAGGGUAACCUCGCGAAUGCUUACGUGAGCGGAAUGAAAGAAGACCUCAACAUCCAAGGAAACGAGUACACCUACAUGCAAAUGUGCUACACCAUCUCGUUUGCGAUCAUGCAGAUACCAGCGAACAUAAUCGCCCUGAAGGUCCGCCCUCGCAUCUGCAUUGUCAUCUGCGAGCUGGGCUGGACAGUCUUCACGUUCGCUCAAGCUGGAGCAACGAGCUCUUCUCAAAUGUAUGCUUUUCGGUUUCUGGUAGGACUUUUCGAGUCCGGCUUCUCCCCGAUCAUCAUCUUCUUGCUUGGGUCAUGGUACACGAAGACCGAGCUCGCCAAACGAGUUGCCAUCUGGCACGUAACGGGCUUCUUUGGGCAGGCUACAAGUGGUUUCCUACAGGCUGGCAUAUAUGCUUCACUGGACGGACACCUUGGCUUGCCCGGUUGGAGGUGGCUUUAUAUCAUUUGCGGCUGCAUGUCGUUACCAGUCGCCAUAUCAGUGUGGUUCUUGCUUCCAGACUAUCCCCACAACACCAAAGCAUGGUACAUCACAGAAGACGACAGACGGCUCGCGAUGCACCGUGCGGCAAAGCAAAACAAAUCUGAGAUCACCGGUGUCCUGGAUCUUAACCUGGUCAAGCGAAUGUUUGGUAGCUGGCGUUGGUGGGUUCUGUGCCUGAUGUACAUCUUUUAUGGCAACUCAUGCCAGUCCAACCAGUAUUUCUCAAUCUAUCUCAAGCGCCGGGUACAGCGUGUCACAACGCAACGUUAUACCAGCUUCGCCAACCUAGUCACAAUGGUCAGUGACUUUGGCUGGGGCUUCGGCUCAGGCAUGACCGGGAAUCGAGUCUGGUGGAUCAUUGGUCCGCUCCUCAUCACGACCCUGCCUGGUGCUUCGAUACUUACCGCUUGGCCCGGUGAGGAUGCGGCUCGAGUCGCUGCGUUCUUCCUGGUGGCGUGCGGCUAUGUCACCGCCGUGACAUGGAGGUGGGCGAACGAAGUCAACUCUGGAAACGCCGAAGAGCGUGCUUUGACCAUCUCCAGUAUGAACGGGCUGUUCUACGCUACUAACUCCUUCCUGCCGAUCUUGAUCUUCCCACAGACUACGGGGCCCAGAUUCCCUCGAGGAUUUCCAUCAAUCAUUGCGUUCACGGUAGCAGCUAUCGCGUUGACGUUGCUCGCCGACUUCCUCCAUAAACGGCAGCUGAGACAAGAAGCAGCAGCCUCUACAGCUUCUGAGUUACAGGAGAGUGAUCCUCAAGAUGCUGUUGCUAUGGACACAGAUUUGGACAAGGGCAAGGCUGGGGACGCAAGUCGACUCUCGACAUCCUCGAUCGUUUGA